UAGAGUGGAGCCGCAAAGCGGAGGCAACCGGCACGGCAGGCGCACGCAGCACCCGGCUCCGGAACUACGGCCGCUGGGAAUAAGCAAGACACGCACGCACCGGCAACGACCCGCGGCCUCGUGCAGACGACGAGAUUGGGGUGUACUUCCCGGCUGCUGCCGUUGCUCCUGCUGGCCGGAUUACGCUUAAGCUGGACAUGUCUGCCACCGCCGGAUACGACUACGACUACGCGCCAGUGUACAAGCCAACUACGGCGCCCCUGGAUCAGGCCAAUGGACACCCGGCGGCCAAUGGCGCGCGGCCGGAGGACGACGUGCCGGCAUCAGCGGGGGCACCCGAGGGUGCCGUGCAGCUCAAGCGCCGCGUGGGCCUCCUCAGCGGCGUCGCACUCAUCGUGGGGACCAUGAUCGGUUCGGGCAUCUUCGUGUCACCAAAGGGCGUGCUCGAGCGGUCCGGCUCCGUAGGGCUGAGCCUGAUCGUGUGGGCAGGCUGCGGCGUCCUCUCCCUCUUCGGUGCGCUGUCGCUGGCCGAGCUGGGCACCAUGAUCCACAAGUCCGGCGGCGACUUCAUCUACAUCCUGACGGCGUUCGCGGGUGACCCUCCGGCGCGCGGUGGCAUCAAGCCCGUGCCGGCCUUCCUGCACGCCUGGACCACGGUGCUGCUGCUCAAACCGGCUGGCCUGGGCAUUAUGGCGCUCAGCUUCGCUAAGUACAUCGUGCAGCCAGCCUUCCCCGAGUGCGGAGACACGCCGCCCGUGCCUACCAAGAUGAUCGCCGCCGGAUGCAUCUGCCUGGUGACGUUCGUCAACUGCUACAGCGUCAAAUUGGCUACUCGGAUACAGAAUAUCUUCACCGUCACCAAGCUCGUGGCCGUGGCGGUCAUCAUCAUCGCGGGAAUGGUCAUGAUAGGCAAAGGCCACACGCAGUACCUGGCCACCGGUUUUCAAGGGACUACCUCCUCGGUGUCUGACGUUGCCACUGCCUUUUACUCCGGACUGUGGGCUUACGACGGAUGGAAUAACUUGAACUACAUUACGGAAGAGUUGAUCAACCCUUACGUAAACCUGCCCCGCUCCAUCCUGAUCGGGAUUCCCCUGGUGACUCUCUGCUACGUUCUCAUCAACGUGUCCUACAUGAGCGUCAUGUCUGCCACAGAACUGCUCGCUUCCGAAGCCGUCGCUGUGCGGUUCGGCAACCACGUGCUGGGGCCAGCGGCAGUGCUCAUCUCGCUCUUCGUCGCCGCCUCCACGUUCGGCUCUGGCAAUGGCACCACCUUCACCACGGCCAGGAUCGGUUUCGUGGCCGCUCGGGAGGGUCACCUGUCCGAAGUCCUGUCGUACGCACACGCGCGGAGACUCACCCCGGUGCCAGCCCUGGCUCUUAACUGCGCCCUGUCCAUCUGCAUGGUGUCGCUGGCUGACAUCGGCAGCCUGAUCGACUUCUUCAGCUUUGCGGCGUGGAUGUUCUACGGGGCCACCAUGCUGGCCCUCAUCAUCUUGCGCUGGACCAAGAAGGACGCGCCGAGGCCCUACAAGGUUCCCAUCGUGAUUCCGUGGAUCGUGCUGCUGUUGUCCAUCUACUUGGUGGCGGCGCCCAUCAUCCAGAACCCACAGGUGGAGUACGUCUACGCCUGCCUUUUCAUCGUCUCAGGGCUCCUUUUCUACGUGCCAUUUGUCCACUACAGGCUCCGGCUUGGCAUCAUGCGAAAAUUCACGAUCCUCGUACAACUGGUGCUCAACGUAGUGCCCACAACGUACAAAGACACAUCGCAGGACUAGGCCACGACGGCGUCGUCCCACGUGGACGAAGGGGUCCCUGCCCUGCACAGUUCUCCCGAUACAGCACGAGGUGGUCGGCGGCAGAGGGCAAACGUCGACUGUGUGGAUGGUGCCCGA
Dermacentor silvarum is the source of this 1895-nucleotide messenger RNA. RefSeq names its product b(0,+)-type amino acid transporter 1-like. The record is from RefSeq and is a predicted model, not a curated record. Gene Ontology annotation, biological process: amino acid transmembrane transport. Gene Ontology annotation, molecular function: L-amino acid transmembrane transporter activity. NCBI's taxonomy places the organism in Eukaryota, Metazoa, Arthropoda, Arachnida, Ixodida, Ixodidae. Gene Ontology annotation, cellular component: membrane.